UGAUUCGCCUCUCCGAUUGGUAUCCUUACGCCCUCCGGUAAGGCUGCGCGGGCUGAAAAAGGAAGGAGGUCGACGAAAGAGCUAGGGGAAGAGGCGGAAAAAGCCCGGCGCUGAUUGGGUAGCCGGAAGAGAGACGUCCCUGCACGCCGCGCUCUUUGAUUGGAUAGCUGGGGAGAAAGGUUAAACCAAAAAUUUUUUUACAGCCCUAGUGUGUGUCUGUAGCUCGGAAAUUAAUUGUAGCUAAAGCCGUCUCUGCUGCUCUCAGGCUCAGCCCGGCAGCUGAUUUUCCCCCCCUCCCUUGCUCGGGUGGAAUAGGGGGGUUCCAGGCAUCAUGAAGUAGUUUGGACAGAACGACUUGGGGAUCCUUUUUUUUUUUCAAGGGGGGCGCAGUCAUAUUUUCGUGCCCUUUGGAAAAUCCCCUUUUUGAACCAUUUUGCACCCCUCCUUUUCCCCCCUCCCGUGGCUUUGGCUCUGGCUCCCUUGCUAGGAGCUAGUUGGUCUUUUCCAUCCCUUGCACAGGCGCUCCCGUCCUUGCUACAUGCCUCGCAAAACUCUGGAGCUCGUGGUGUGCAAGUGCCCAGCCGCUCUCGCCGCCUCACUGCCGCCCGGUGCUGCGCCCUCCAGGACGGACCUCGCCGCGCCGGUUGCCUCGCCUUCCUCCCGGCUGUGCGACUUUCCCCUCCUGCCUAGAGUGUGAUGUUGGACAUGGGCGAUAGGAAGGAAGUGAAAAUGCUGCCCAAGUCGUCCUUCAGCAUCAAUAGCCUGGUGCCCGAAGCCGUCCAGAGCGACAACAACCAUAGCCACCAGCACCAUCCUCACCACCAUAAUAACCACCACCCGCACCAUCACCACCACCACCACCACCAUCACCACCACCCAGCCCAGCCGCCGCAGCCUCAGAGAGCAACCCCAGCUGAGGACGACGAGGAGGAAGAAAAAAGCCAGCUUCUGCUGCAGCCCCCCGGGGUGGGGGCGGCCGCGGCCGCCGGGGCGCCGGCCCCCUCGGGCCCCCUGGAGGUAGUCAAAGGGGACCUCUUGGCCGGCAAAGGGGAAGCCGGCUCAGCCGCCGAGCUCGACGACAAGGAGAAAGGGCCGUCCGAGGAGAAGAAGGGGGUGCCGGAAGGGGCCAAGGAGGCCGGCGGCGGGGAUGGCGGGGGAAAGGAGGGCGAGAAGAAGAACGGCAAAUACGAGAAGCCGCCCUUCAGCUACAACGCGCUGAUCAUGAUGGCCAUCCGUCAGAGCCCGGAGAAGCGCCUCACCCUCAACGGCAUCUACGAGUUCAUCAUGAAAAACUUUCCCUACUACCGGGAGAACAAGCAGGGCUGGCAGAACUCCAUCCGCCACAACCUGUCGCUCAAUAAGUGCUUCGUCAAGGUGCCGCGGCACUACGACGACCCGGGCAAAGGUAACUACUGGAUGUUGGACCCGUCCAGCGACGACGUCUUCAUCGGGGGCACCACCGGCAAGCUCCGGCGGCGCUCCACCACCUCCCGGGCCAAGCUGGCCUUCAAGCGGGGCGCCCGCCUGACCUCCACCGGCCUGACCUUCAUGGACAGGGCGGGCUCUUUGUACUGGCCCAUGUCGCCCUUCCUCUCCCUGCACCAUCCGCGGGCCAGCAGCACGCUGAGCUACAACGGGAGCACGUCGGCUUACCCCAGCCACCCCAUGCCCUACAGCUCAGUCCUGACCCAGAACUCCUUGGGGAACAACCACUCCUUCUCCGCCUCCAACGGCUUGAGCGUGGACAGGCUGGUCAACGGCGAGCUGCCCUACGCCACUCACCAUCUCACGGCGGCGGCCCUGGCCGCCUCGGUGCCCUGCGGCUUGUCGGUGCCGUGCUCGGGCACCUACUCCCUCAACCCCUGCUCGGUCAAUCUCUUGGCGGCCGGCCAGACCAGUUACUUUUUCCCCCACGUCCCUCACCCUUCCAUGACUUCGCAGAGCAGCUCUUCCAUGACGGGCCGGGCCGCCUCUUCCUCCACCUCGCCUCAGGCGCCUUCCACGCUCCCGUGCGAGUCCUUAAGACCCUCCUUGCCGAGUUUCACCACAGGAUUGUCGGGGGGACUUUCUGAUUAUUUCACACAUCAAAAUCAGGGGUCUUCCUCCAACCCGUUAAUACAUUAACCUCCAGGGGAGCCAAGACUGUAAGUGAACAUUUUACACACCUUUGCGUUGUAAAUGAUAGCGAAAGGAGAGCGAGCCAGAGCGAGAGAGCGAGCGAGCGCGAGCGAGAAAGAGCACGAGAGCCAGAUUAUUAAAAAAGAACAAAAUAGGAAGGAAAAACAAAAAAACAAAAACUCACCCAGGAAAAAAAAAGAGUCCAGGUAUUUUUUAUUAAGUUUCCCCCCCUCCCCCAUUUUCUGUACGUUUGUUCAUUUUUUAAAGGUUGUUUAUGAUUCCAAACCAGAGAGGCGAGUCAGCAAGAUGGGAAGAAUACCUCGUAGACAAUGCAUUUGGGAAGAAGGAAGGGAGUAUUAAUAUUAAAAUCUCGUAGGAUGUAUAUCUGAAAUGCUUUUGGCCAUUUUAAUUCCGGUAGGAAACGCCGGGCUGCUAGAUUUUCCAUGUUUGCAGUAUUAUAAGUUACCAUGAAUAUGUUGCUGGAUGCCGAUCGUGGGAAUAAAAAUACAAAAAUGGAUAAAUCCCUUGAUGCAAAUGGUCAUUUGUAUAAGGUGCAAAGCAAUUUGGCAGAGAAGUUCAAGAAUUACGUUUUAACUAUGGAUUCUUUUGUCCUCCACUUUUUAAAAAAAAGAGCUAUUUCCCCUUUCUUAUUUUUUUCCUCCUUUUUGUUUACUUUUAGACCAAAGAUUGGGUUUUUAGAAAAUGCACUCAGUAUGCGAAAUGUUUUCUUUUCUUUAAAAUAUGGAAUAUCAUACAUCAGAAUGAUAUAAUUUUCAGUUCUGCAGCACUGCCCAUUUCAGUGAAUCCGAGGGGACAGAAAAUCAUGAAUUGCCUUCAGUUUGUGUUGUGUAUAUUUAGAUGUAUGUGGUCACUAACAGGUCACCUUUAUUUUUUUUAAAUGUAGUGAAAUGUUAAUACCUAUUGUACUUAUAGGUAAACCUUGCAAAUAUGUAACUUGUGUUGCGCAAAUGCCGCAUAAAUUUGAGUGAUUGUUAAUGUCGUCUUAAAAAAAAACUUGAUUGUGAUACUGUGGUCAUAUGCCCGUGUUUGUCACUUACAAAAAAUGUUUACUAUGAACACACAGAAAUAAAAAAUAGGCUAAAUUCAUA
This is a messenger RNA of Crotalus tigris (Tiger rattlesnake), 3227 nucleotides long. It is a transcript of the gene FOXG1, whose product is annotated as forkhead box G1. The record is from RefSeq and is a predicted model, not a curated record. Lineage: Eukaryota; Metazoa; Chordata; Lepidosauria; Squamata; Viperidae. The transcript has a single exon. Gene Ontology annotation, cellular component: nucleus. The coding region runs from base 697 to 2124 and encodes 475 amino acids. Gene Ontology annotation, molecular function: sequence-specific double-stranded DNA binding; DNA-binding transcription factor activity. Gene Ontology annotation, biological process: regulation of transcription by RNA polymerase II.